Messenger RNA from Hyaloscypha bicolor E, 390 nucleotides. Its product is annotated as HET-domain-containing protein. The record is from RefSeq and is a predicted model, not a curated record. Lineage: Eukaryota; Fungi; Ascomycota; Leotiomycetes; Helotiales; Hyaloscyphaceae. The coding region runs from base 1 to 390 and encodes 129 amino acids. The transcript has a single exon.
AUGGUAUCGGAGACUGGGCUACCCCUCUUCGUCUAUGAGCCAUUAGCUGCAGACGAGAUUCGUCUACUAGAAAUUCUCCCCGGCAAAGGAGCAGACAAAAUAUUUUGCAGGCUUCGUCAUGCUUUGCCAAAUGACUGUCCUACAUACGAAGGCUUGUCAUAUGUCUGGGGAACAUCAGGCCCAACACAUUCGGUUAUUAUCCUGAGCAACAACGGAGAACAAUAUCGCUUUCCCAUUUCGCAAAAUCUCUCAGAUGCACUACACUGUCUUCGAGAUUCGCCCACUUCACGCACACUCUGGAUCGACGCGCUUUGCAUCAACCAAGCCGACGAUGCCGAAAAGUCCUCACAAGUUAUCCGAAUGAAAUCGACCUUUGAGAACGCAUCCUGA